Messenger RNA from Neoarius graeffei (lesser salmon catfish), 1460 nucleotides. RefSeq lists its product as uncharacterized. Bases 540 to 1412 code for a protein of 290 amino acids. The transcript has 4 exons. The record is from RefSeq and is a predicted model, not a curated record. NCBI's taxonomy places the organism in Eukaryota, Metazoa, Chordata, Actinopteri, Siluriformes, Ariidae.
UGCUCUUCAAGCAAACUACAAUAUCGCCUUACAAUACCAAGAUCCCGAAUUUAACAAUGAAUUGUGUAACUUAACAGACGUCUCUGAGCUCCCAGAGAAACCAACCAUCAAAAUCAUCCCACUGAUUGAUCUUGUACCUGUCACGGAACAACCAGAAUUGUGGAGUGACACAACCAGCCAGGCAGACACAGAGAUACUGCCCAUUGUCUCUCCGAAGAGAAGUUCUCAGUGGCCAGAGAAGUUUGAAAUCCCUAAAUUUUCCGUAGAUGUGGAGUACAGACUCCGCCAAGGUAACUUGCUUAAUUUGAAGGAUGGAUCCUAUCUCAAAGUGACAAAAGAACUGAAACAUGACAUCCUCCAAACACUGGCUGAGACCAUAUAUACAUUUAAAGUAGCCGCAAAAAGAGGAUUGUGCAGCUGUUGCCAAAUCCUUGGUGCAAACACAUCCAUGCCUAAAAGAAAAAGGGUCAUCUGACUGGGAAGGGUGGAAGAACAGCAUCUACUUUAAAAUAGGUAACUAUAGAAACAAAUUGCGCAAGAUGGGUCGACUUGAUGUCAGUGUCAAUGGUGGAAAACGUGGAAGGCACACCACAGGUGGUGACCCUCCCAGCAAAGACAUCAAGAAGCCAAAAAAGGGGGAACUAAAUUUCCUUCCUGAUUAUCCAGAAGGGAUGGAAGGCCAUAACCUGGAAGGAGCUCGCCAGGUGGUGGUCCAGGAGACGAUGAAGGCAAAGCCAGAUGCAUUGCUUGUGAAGAAGGAGAUGGAUGUGACCUUUGCUCUUCGCAGACAGGAGGUAGUCAAAGAUAAGCCUGCCAUUAACCAGAUGGUACAGAGAUGGCCAGCUCUUUUCACCGAAAGUCAGGUUUAUUAUGAGUUUAGCAGAGUGGUGGGGAAAAAUCUCAGAGAAAACUUCUUUGGUUCGCUAGACUGCUACUCUGCAAGCCUGGUUGAGCUCUUCAGGAAGAAGAAAGGCCUUACUGGUCAGCUUUUGGCUGCGCUUUUACGUCAAACAAAGAGCUCUGAGCCAACAGACAUCAGGUGCCUUUGUCUUCGGGGACUGCCCGUCAUCUUGGGGGAUGAUCCUUCUGGGUUCUUCAAGGCCUGUUCCGAUCCAGCUGACACAGACGUAUAUAGUCAGACUCCAGUGGGAAUCCUCUGCAUGGAUGAAGAAACCUCACCACUGAACCCAUCCAGAGUGGGGAUCAUCCUGGAAGGGAACGUGGUGCUUGAUGGGCUGCCCAACCUGCCUCAGGCCUUCUGUGUCCUUUUUGGACUGAUUUAUGCAUUACAUCUGGACUACCCCAAAUGUAUGAAGUACACUUUUCUUUUCGUGCAACAGGUGAUGCUGAACUUGGGGAAGAGUCAACUUGCACCCAAAAUUCAGACUCUGAAAAACCAGCUUGCAGAGUGAGACAGGGUUUCAACUAGUUAGGUUCUAUGCAUCGGGUGCUGAAUGUUU